ACGCCAAUACAAAAUAAAAACCUUAGCUCUCUUCUUCGUCAUUCUUGUUUCUUUUUUGGUAUAUGAAGCAUGGUUUAGGGCUUUUAAUUCCAACUAAUUUUUUUUUAAAAAAUCUAGUGAUUUUUUAUCUCAAUUUUUAUUUUUCCAAAGAAAAUUUGUAUACUAGUUAAUCUAAUUAAUGGAAAUAAAUGGAAGUGUUUAUAAUUCUGGGAAUAUAUCCCAACGAAAUGUCGACGCUGAGGGUCAAACAUCCGUUUUGAGUUCGAAUUUGUUCUUGGAUCACGUUGGAGAGGUUACUCUUACUCUUAAUUCAGAUGGAUUGUCUUGGAAAUCGCUUUAUUCCUUGGAUAAUGAUGGAUCAACAUGUUUGGGAAUUAAAUUUCUUCCUAGAAUGGCAACUAAAAUGGCAACGAAGCUAAAAUUCUCUGAUAUCUAUGCCGUAGAGAUAAUAGACAGUGAUGUGAUUCAAGAAUCAGAUCUCCCACUUGCUGCAGAGUGUUUCAUGGGGAAUGAAUCUCAUGAUUCUGGGAUGAACCACUUUAUGGUGCAUACUUUUCAAAAGUCUAAGUCACAGCCUUGCCUUUGGAGCUUGGCGGUUUACAAAUUUGGUAACAAGGACUUGCAGACAUGUCAAAUGUGGGUGAAUAAAAUUAAUGAUUCUCUUAGUAAGGAAGUUGGGAGACCAAAGAAUCUUCUGGUAUUUGUUCAUCCAAUGAGUGGGAAAGGGAAUGGACGGAGGAUCUGGGAAACUGUUGCUCCUAUAUUCUCACGUGCUAAAAUAAACACAAAGGUGAUAGUAACACAGAGGGCGGGGCAUGCAUUUGAUGUGAUGACAUCUGCCACAAAUGAAGAGCUGAAUUCAUAUGAUGGUGUUCUAGCUGUUGGUGGUGAUGGUUUCUUCAAUGAAAUCCUUAACGGGUUUCUUUCUUCAAGGCAUAAAGCUCCUUUCCCUCCUAUCCCUUCAGAUUUUCUUGAUGCUCUGGGGAAUAACAGCAACCCCUUAGUUAAUGAUCCAAAUGGAGCAGAUUCUGAGAGUCAUAACAACAUAGAGAGUGAUCCUCUUCUCUCAAGUUCGGCUCAUAAUGAAUCAGGAUUCUCUCAUUUGAGAACUAAUGAUGGUUCUCACAUUGAAGAUCAAAUUGAGAAUCCACUCCCUAACCAGAGGCUUAGACUUGGAAUAAUUCCUGCAGGUUCAACAGAUGCUAUUGUUAUAUGCACCACUGGUGCUCGAGAUCCUAUAACGUCUGCACUGCACAUUGUCCUGGGUAAAAAGUUGUGCCUUGAUGUUGCUCAAGUUGUAAAAUGGAAAACUACGUCUACCUCAAAGAUUGAACCUCGUGUACGCUAUGCGGCUUCUUUUGCUGGGUAUGGAUUUUAUGGAGAUGUCAUUACAGAGAGUGAAAAAUACCGCUGGAUGGGCCCCAAACGUUAUGAUUAUGCGGGAACUAAAGUGUUUUUGAAACACAGGUCAUACGAAGCAGAAGUAGGAUACCUGGAAGUUGAAUCAGAAAAAGAUAGUUCAAUUUUAGAUGGAAGUAGGAUGUUUAGUAGGGUGCGGAGCUUGAAACGAAAAAAAUCUGAAAGAAUUAUUUGCCGAGCUAAUUGCGAUGUGUGUAAUACAAAGCCAGUUUAUUCUUCAACAAGAAUCCCGCCUGCAAUAAGUUCACCAGAAGCAAGAUGGUUGAAAUCUAAAGGGCGUUUUCUUAGUGUUGGGGCUGCCAUAAUGUCUAACCGAAAUGAAAGGGCACCUGACGGUUUAGUGGCUGAUGCACACCUUUCAGAUGGUUUCCUACAUCUUUUAUUAAUUAAAGACUGCCCUCAUGCAUUAUAUCUCUGGCAUCUUACGCAGCUGGCAAGGAAAGGCGGAAACCCCCUGAAUUUCGACUUUGUGGAACAUCAUAAGACCCCGGCAUUUACAUUCACUUCAAUCGGCAAAGAGAGCAUCUGGAAUCUGGAUGGUGAGCUUUUUCAAGCACAUAAACUUUCAGCGCAAGUAUUUCGAGGCCUUAUUUGCUUAUUCGCAUCUGGUCCUGAAGUUUAGGAUACAAUGGGAACAUGCUUUCAUCAAAGCAUGCAGUAGUUGAGUAAUAUACAAAUUGAAUAUACAAUUAGAACAUUUGAUAAUAUUUGAGUUCAUUCACAGCAA
Molecule: messenger RNA, 2146 nt
Organism: Gossypium arboreum
Lineage: Eukaryota; Viridiplantae; Streptophyta; Magnoliopsida; Malvales; Malvaceae
Product: ceramide kinase
Exons: 13
Coding region: 179-2041 (620 amino acids)
Molecular function (GO): kinase activity
Source: RefSeq, a predicted model, not a curated record